Molecule: messenger RNA, 3151 nt
Organism: Myripristis murdjan (pinecone soldierfish)
Lineage: Eukaryota; Metazoa; Chordata; Actinopteri; Holocentriformes; Holocentridae
Gene: grm7
Product: glutamate metabotropic receptor 7
Exons: 10
Coding region: 113-2845 (910 amino acids)
Biological process (GO): G protein-coupled receptor signaling pathway
Cellular component (GO): membrane
Molecular function (GO): G protein-coupled receptor activity
Source: RefSeq, a predicted model, not a curated record
GCGGUCCUGUUUUUUACUAUUAUUGUUGUUAUUAUUUUCCAAUCUAAGCCGCUGCCUGGCAGGGCUGCUUUUAUUUAACUGUGCGUGAGGAGAUUAAGAAAAAGAUCAAAUCAUGGGUAUGCACUGCAACAGUAUCCCCAAACUAAAACCUUGCUUCACAUUCCGGGUGUUAUGGAUGGUGCAAGCCUUCCUGGUGCUGGCCGGAUCCCAGGAGAUUUAUGCACCGCACUCAAUCCGGGUGGAAGGCGACGUGACGCUGGGGGGGCUCUUCCCCGUCCACGCAAGGGGGGUCCCGGGAAUGCCGUGCGGGGAUAUCAAAAAGGAGAACGGCAUCCACCGGCUGGAGGCGAUGAUGUAUGCCCUGGACCAGAUCAACAGCGACGAUGAGCUGCUGCCCAACAUCACCCUGGGCGCCCGGGUGCUGGACACCUGCUCCCGGGACACGUACGCGCUGGAGCAGUCGCUGACUUUCGUGCAGGCGCUCAUCCAGAAGGACACGUCGGACGUGAGGUGCACCAACGGGGAGCCGCCAGUGUUUGUCAAGCCUGAGAAAGUUGUCGGGGUCAUUGGAGCCUCGGCCAGCUCGGUGUCGAUUAUGGUGGCCAACAUACUGCGCCUCUUUCAGAUCCCCCAGAUUAGCUACGCGUCCACAGCCCCAGAGCUGAGUGACGACCGGCGGUAUGACUUCUUCUCUCGGGUCGUCCCGCCAGACAGUUUCCAGGCUCAGGCCAUGGUGGACAUCGUCAAGGCCAUGGGCUGGAACUACGUCUCUACCGUGGCCUCAGAGGGUAGCUACGGAGAGAAGGGGGUGGACGCCUUCAUGCAGCUCUCCAGAGAAGCAGGUGGAAUCUGUAUCGCCCAGUCACUGAAGAUCCCCCAUGACCACAAGCCCUCUGACUUUGACAAAAUCAUCCGUCUGCUCCUGGACACCCGCUAUGCCAGGGCGGUCAUCCUCUUCGCCUCUGAUGAGGAUAUCAGGGGUAUUUUGAACGCCACCAAGAGAGCGGACCAGGUCGGCCAUUUCCUUUGGAUUGGCUCGGACAGCUGGGGAGCCAAGAACAGCCCCAUCCACCAGCUGGAGGACGCCGCUGUGGGGGCCGUUACCAUACUGCCAAAGAGAGCCACCAUCAGUGGGUUUGAUGCAUACUUCACGUCAAGGACUCUGGAGAACAACAGACGAAAUGUGUGGUUCGCCGAGUACUGGGAGGAGAACUUCAACUGCAAGCUGAUGAGCUCCUCCAAGAAAGACGAAAGCAGCAGAAAGUGCACAGGUCAGGAGCGUAUUGGACUUGACUCCAAGUAUGAGCAGGAGGGCAAGGUCCAGUUUGUGAUUGAUGCGGUGUACGCCAUGGCACACGCCCUCCACAACAUGCAGAGGGACCUGUGUCCAGAAUACUCCGGGAUUUGCUCUGAGAUGGACCUGGCCGGAGGAAAGAAACUGCUCAAGUACAUCCGCAGUGUCAGCUUCAAUGGAAGUGCUGGUACUUCAGUGACGUUCAACCGUAACGGCGAUGCCCCCGGGCGCUAUGAUCUGUUUCAGUACCAGUGGAGCAAUGUGACCGGGCCAGGCUAUCGAGUCAUUGGACAAUGGAUGGAGAACCUGCAGCUAAACAUCGAGGACAUGCAGUGGCCUAGAGGAGAGCAGGAGAUUCCCAGCUCUGUGUGCAGCCUGCCCUGUAAAACCGGCGAGAGGAAAAAGGUGGUGAAAGGCAUGCCCUGUUGCUGGCACUGCGAGCCCUGCGACGGCUACCAGUACCAGUUUGAUGAGUUUACCUGCAAGCUCUGCGCCUACAACAUGAGACCCAACACCAACCGCACAGCUUGCCAGCCCAUACCCAUCAUAAAACUGGAAUGGCACUCGCCGUGGGCCGUGAUCCCCGUUUUCCUGGCCAUGCUCGGGAUCAUCGCUACAAUUUUCGUCAUGGCCACGUUCAUACGGUACAAUGACACGCCGAUUGUCAGAGCGUCCGGGAGGGAGCUGAGUUACGUCCUUCUCACAGGGAUCUUUCUGUGUUACAUCAUCACGUUCCUGAUGAUUGCCAAGCCGGAUGUUGGCGUGUGCUCUUUCAGAAGGAUUUUCCUUGGACUUGGGAUGUGUAUCAGCUACGCCGCUCUCCUCACCAAAACCAAUCGAAUCUAUCGCAUCUUUGAGCAGGGCAAGAAGUCGGUGACGGCGCCCAGGCUGAUCAGCCCCACCUCACAGCUGGCAAUCACCUCGAGCCUCAUCUCGGUCCAGCUCCUGGGGGUGUUUGUUUGGUUUGGGGUGGACCCGCCCAACACGAUCAUAGACUACGAUGAGCAGAAGACCAUCAACCCAAAUCUGGCCCGAGGGGUGUUGAAAUGUGACAUCACGGAUCUUCAGAUUAUCUGUUCGUUGGGUUAUAGUAUCUUGUUGAUGGUGACAUGUACUGUUUACGCUAUAAAGACCCGUGGGGUGCCAGAAAAUUUUAACGAGGCCAAGCCCAUUGGGUUCACCAUGUACACCACCUGCAUUGUAUGGCUGGCCUUCAUACCCAUCUUCUUUGGUACGGCACAAUCAGCAGAAAAGCUGUACAUCCAGACGACCACACUGACCAUCUCCAUGAACCUGAGUGCGUCAGUGGCCCUGGGGAUGCUCUACAUGCCCAAGGUCUACGUCAUCAUCUUUCACCCGGAGCUCAAUGUGCAAAAGAGGAAGCGUUCCUUCAAGGCUGUGGUCACGGCUGCCACCAUGUCCUCUCGUCUCUCCCACAAGGCCAGCGACAGGCCCAACGGAGAGGCCAAGACGGAGCUGUGUGAGAAUGUCGACCCCAACAGUCCAGCAGCAAAGAAGAAAUAUGUGAGCUACAACGACCUUGUGAUCUAAUGGCAUCCCUCCAUCAGAAAGAGAGACAGAAAGGAAAAAGGAAAAAGAGAGCAAAGCUGGAGAUAUCUGUUCUCCUGCCCUUCUGGCUACAAACAAAAAAAAGGGAACGAAGAAGAAGAAGAAGAAGAAGAAGAAGAAGAAGGGGAAGAGAAGGCUUUUUUUUGUCCCAUGUGCUUCACUGCCCACCACACACUCUCAGAUGCGGGUAGCAGCAGCAGCCUGCUAAAGCAAAGCCUUCUGGGACUUUCCUUUGAACAGAGCAUUCUGGCACACAAGUAUUCACUCAGUCAGAGUGAAGCGAAAAAG